Messenger RNA from Capsella rubella, 1137 nucleotides. RefSeq lists its product as uncharacterized. The transcript has 7 exons. The record is from RefSeq and is a predicted model, not a curated record. Lineage: Eukaryota; Viridiplantae; Streptophyta; Magnoliopsida; Brassicales; Brassicaceae. The coding region runs from base 531 to 920 and encodes 129 amino acids.
AGGUUUAUGUUGUUAGAGCCCUUUUGACCCAUAAACGAUCGCUAAUGCUUGAAAGCUUCUGACUUUUUUCAUUAGACAACUAAAUCAAUGCAAAAGCUCCUGACUUUUUUCAAUUUUGUUGUCAGGGUUUAUGUUAAGGUUUUUGUUAAGAGCUCUCUUGACCCAUAAGAUAGCUAAUGCUUGAAAGCUUCUGACUUUUUUCAUUAGACAACUAAAUCAAUGCAAAAGCUCCUCACUUUUUUCAGUUUUGUUGUCAGGGUUUAUGUUGAGGUUUUUCUUAGAGCUCUUUUGACAUAUAAGAUUUCUAUUGCUUGAAAGGUCCUGACUUUUUUUUUUCCUUAGGAGGAUUUCUGGUUUAUUUCUUUAUAUCGACAAAGAGUUUGUUCUGGUUUGAUUGAAAUCUGUUUUUGGUAUUUAGUUCUCUGUAAUGGUGAAUUUGUGUUUGAUAUCUUAUCUCCACCACAGUCUACAUAAAUACUGAAGAAUAAGAGAAUCACUACAAAUUUCUCUCUCAGAGGAUUAAGAAGAUCAUGAGGAAGGAAUUAUUUGGGAGAGCUUUUGCGGGAGCACCAAUGUUUGCUCUUGGAUACUACACAAAUGAUGCUUUAACCCCUAACCUAAAUCGCAUACGUAAAGACGCCAAACAAGCGUUGGCUGAAGGAAAGUCCUUGGUAAAGGAGCGUAAGGCUGCUCUGGCUAAGGUAAUAGAAACGAAAAAGAUGUUGGACGAGAAAGUGGAGGGUGUGGAUACUCUAAUUAAGUUGGAAAUAAUGAAAAAGAAGUUGGACGAUCAAGUGCAGUUGUAUAGGGCUCGAUUAGUUGAGAUGGAAGAAAAAAAAAAAAAAACUCCCAUGGACGAUACGCAGGAAGAAACUGAGUGGAGUUUCAUACAAGGAAAUGGAUCAGGAGAAACUAUGUGAUAUGGUGCAGAGAAUGAAGGCAGGAUAUGAACUCUUUAAAAAACUAAGUAUGUAGCUCAAGGUUUUGAUGAUCUGACUUUUGUGCUUAAUUCUUAACUUGUGAGUUCUGUUAGUAAUUGGAAUUAUAUUUAAAAUGUUAAUCCUUGAAUGUGUAUCAACUUGUGAUUACAUUAUCUAGUUUGUUUUGUUCUUAGUAAAUGACACGUUGGCGUCGAAA